GGCCAUCCCACGGCCAUGGCCGCAUCUGGCCACGUGCCGACCAUCCCCGACCUCCCCAGCGGCCAUAAAGCGACCCUGCGGCCCUUCCCGAACCCUAUCCGCGUCGUUCCCCUUGCUUGCCCCCUUCCUGUCCAUUUUGCUCGUCCCCUUGCCGCCAUCGCCAUGCCUCCAGCACAGACGCGGCCACCGGGCUCCCCAAGCCCUGCGACCGCGUCUAGGAGGACCACUAUCGUCGGCUUCGUCCGUUCCGAGCACCAAAUCGAGAGUAGGCGACCCGUACGCUCGCCAUCACCGUCGUCUUCAUCGCUUACAACGCCGUCGACCGUCUUCGAUUCACAUCGUUCCGGUCCACCUCGAUCCUCCACGAGCACACCACCGGACUUGCGAUGAUGGAACCCAAGAGUGGAGUUUCCUGCCGACGUGUGCAAUCCUGAUGGUGACUUGUUCGUGGAGGCUGCUAAAGACCAGGAGUAGUUAGGAGGUUCCCAGGCAGAAGGCCUCACCUAGUUCGAUCGUUGUAUCUUUUGUGCUAGCC
Molecule: messenger RNA, 535 nt
Organism: Hordeum vulgare subsp. vulgare (domesticated barley)
Lineage: Eukaryota; Viridiplantae; Streptophyta; Magnoliopsida; Poales; Poaceae
Product: proline-rich receptor-like protein kinase PERK9
Exons: 2
Coding region: 16-390 (124 amino acids)
Source: RefSeq, a predicted model, not a curated record